Messenger RNA from Chrysemys picta bellii (western painted turtle), 2093 nucleotides. Lineage: Eukaryota; Metazoa; Chordata; Testudines; Emydidae. The record is from RefSeq and is a predicted model, not a curated record.
GAUGGUCCUAUCGCCCCCUCCCUUGCAGUGUUCCCCGCCAAGCGGCGUAACCGGCACAGCGUGGCAGGGCCGCAGGUGGCCGCCCGGCUGCACAGCGCCGCCGAGAGGGCCCCAGUUCGCCGCAGUAACACCCUGCCCCCCACGCUGGGCCAGGCCGGGCUGCUGGGCCGCCUGCUGGAGGAGCGGGGCCUCGGGGCAGUUCCUCGUUUGUGCUGGGCUCUGCCCUCCCGCCCCAGGGCCGGCCAGUGACCCCGGCAUGGUCCGAAUCGUCUGUGGGCACCACAACUGGAUCGCCGUGGCAUACGCCCAGUUCCUCGUUUGCUACAGGAUGAAGGAGACGUCGGGCUGGCAGCAGGGGUUCUGCAGCCCGCGGCUGGACUGGGUGAUCGAGCGGGUGGCCCUGAAUGCCAAGGUGCUGGGCGGGUCGCUGGGCGAGCAGGACAAGAUGGUGGCCGUGGCGUCCUGCAGCGAGAUCAUCCUCUGGGCCCUGCCAGCCGACGGCAACGGCAGCGAAAUUGGCGUAUUCCACCUGGGCGUCCCGGUCGAAGCGCUUUUCUUCGUGGGCAGCCAACUCAUCGCCACCAGCCACACAGGCAAGAUCGGCGUCUGGAACGCUGUCACCAAGCACUGGCAGAUCCAGGACGUGGUUCCCAUCAGCAGCUACGACGCGGCCGGGACCUUCCUGCUGCUUGGCUGCCACAACGGCUCCAUCUACUACGUGGAUGUGCAGAAGUUCCCUCUGCGCAUGAAGGACAACGACCUGCUGGUGACGGAGCUGUACCGCGACCCCUCGGAGGAUGCUGUCACCGCCCUCAGCGUCUACCUCACCCCCAAGACAAUCUGUGCCGAUAACAACCAUGUCCGCACCUGGACGGUGACGCGCUUCCGCGGCAUGAUCUCCACGCAGCCAGGGUCCACCCCGCUGGCCUCCUUCAAGAUCCUGUCCCUGGAGGACCUCGACGGGCACGCAGGCUGCAGCGCCGGCACCGACAUCGGGCCCUUUGGAGAGCGCGACGACCAGCAGGUUUUCAUCCAGAAAGUGGUUCCGGACGCCAGCCAGGUCUUCGUGCGUCUCUCCUCCACCGGCAAGAGGAUCUGCGAGGUGCGCUCCGUGGACAACACGGCCAUCACCUCCUUCACGGUGCACGAGUGCGAAGGCUCCAGCCGCAUCGGCUCCCGGCCGCGCCGCUACCUCUUCACGGGCCAUGCCAACGGCAGCCUCCAGAUGUGGGACCUGACCACCGCCAUGGAGAUGCUGGGCAAGCCGCCAGAGGUCGGGGGCCUGACGGAGGAGGAGCUGCUGCAGCAGCUGGAGCAGUGCGACCUGGCCCUGACGCGCACCCCGGACAUGAGCCCGGCCUGCUCCUUCGCUCACCCCGGCACGCCCCAGGCCUCCAGCACCAGCCUCCAGUCCCAGGGGAGCGACGGUGCCCGAGACAGACCCGCCAAGGGGGCUGCCAGCCCCGGGGUCCUGCUGAGCUCUGCCCGCGGAAGCCUGCUGCUGCCCAGACCCCGCGAGGGCCCCUUCCCGGCGCUGACGGCCAGCCAGAGCUCCCUGAACCGCGGCGAGGGCCCCGUGCCGGAGCCCUGCCCCCGGCGGCCAGUGGAGGGACCGGAUGGCGACCCCCGGGCUCCCCACGAGCUGCGUGGCGGGGGCAGCUUCGUCGAGCGCUGUCAGGAGCUGGCCCGCUCCUCCGGGCUCGAAGGCAGGCGGCCUGGCCCGGCCGGGGAGCCCGACGGGGCGCGCCUUGGAGCAAAGGGCAAGGUCCUGCUCCGUGCCCCCGGCAUGCCGGCCCGCAGGCUCCCCGGAGCCAGCCCCACCCCUUCCAUCAGGACCCUGCCCCCCGCCCUGCCGGGGUCCGGCUCCUCCUCCCCCUCAGUGGUCAGCGAGGCCCUGCCCAUCGUCCCGCUGGCAGCGCCCAAAGCCCAGCUCAACGAGACCUCGUUUUAGCAUCCGUGGAGGGGCCGGGGACUCCAGCCCGGCAGGGACUGACUCACCACAGAGGCCUUACGCCCGCUGCCCGACCCGGGCUCUGCUCAGCCUGUCCGGCCACCCGGUCUCCCGGACUCGGCCACCCCUGGGACCAGCACCA